AUGCAUCAGUUCGCUCGUAAUCAGUCGGAGCAGAACAUUCAAAACAUCUGCGCAGUGACUAUGACAAAUUCUCAACUUGUUUCACGCAAGAGCACGGAAAGUUAUAUAACUGGUCGUAUGUUCCACAAUAACAGAGAGGCGAUGUUCAACAUGCUGAAGAUCCGGUGGUCUACCCUUCCGUCUCAAUGUGGCUACUCACAUUUGAGACGAGAUACAUAUUCUAGUGAAAAAUACUCUCUUUUCAGAAGUUCAAAUCAUUAUGCAUACGCUACCGUAGUGUUGAGUUUAUUGUUACAGUUCUCGGUAGACAGACUUUAA
Molecule: messenger RNA, 318 nt
Organism: Cooperia oncophora
Lineage: Eukaryota; Metazoa; Nematoda; Chromadorea; Rhabditida; Trichostrongylidae
Source: the annotation of a GenBank genome assembly